AUGAGAGACUUGGAAUUUGAAGCUAGGGAUCAUGUUUUUGUCAAAGUCAUCCCAAUGAAAGGGCACACAAGGUUUGAGAAGAAAGGGAAAUUGUCACCCCAAUACAUAGGACCAUUUCAGAUUUUAAAAAGAUUGGAUUUGGUUGCCUACCAGAUUGCUUUACCACCGGGCAUGGAGAAAGUGCACAAUGUGUUCUACAUAUCAAUGUUGCAAGGCUACCUUCGAGACCCUUCUCAUGUUAUUGACUAUCAUCAGAUUAUGCUAGAUAACGAUAUGGUUUAUGAGGAGAAACCUAUCCAAAUCCUUGAUCAGCAAGUUAAACAACUAAGGAACAAGACUAUCUUAAUGGUAAAAGUUGAAUGGAGGGAACAUCAUAGAAAUGAAGCCAUUUGGGAAUAG
Camellia sinensis is the source of this 399-nucleotide messenger RNA. The record is from RefSeq and is a predicted model, not a curated record. Lineage: Eukaryota; Viridiplantae; Streptophyta; Magnoliopsida; Ericales; Theaceae.